Molecule: messenger RNA, 4973 nt
Organism: Molossus molossus (Pallas's mastiff bat)
Lineage: Eukaryota; Metazoa; Chordata; Mammalia; Chiroptera; Molossidae
Gene: ATP2B2
Product: ATPase plasma membrane Ca2+ transporting 2
Exons: 25
Coding region: 437-4399 (1320 amino acids)
Biological process (GO): calcium ion transmembrane transport; regulation of cytosolic calcium ion concentration
Cellular component (GO): postsynaptic density membrane; intracellular membrane-bounded organelle
Molecular function (GO): ATP binding; ATP hydrolysis activity; P-type calcium transporter activity
Source: RefSeq, a predicted model, not a curated record
AGUCUGCAGAGGGACCGGGCACGCUGGCUGGGCUCAGCCGCGGCACCAGCUGCCGCACCGCGAUUCUGGGGCUGCCCGCCUGUAAACCAUGCCGGAUUUGUGCUGAUUUUCGUAGCCAAGAGCCACCACCCCGACCAUGUAGAUGCCACCUCCAGGAGCAGCAUGGGCCCCGCUGAAUGGAGACUACUGGGUCUAGAGCCCUGAGCCCCUCCGGCCCCUGGACUUCACCCUGCACCCAGGAACACCCCUUGGAGUUCACCACCGCUGUUGCCAGCCCACCUCCGCCGCCCCCUCCCCCUGGAACCCGGAGUCGGCCACCGGGAGCCGCAGCCAUCCAGUGAGGUUGUGCUGAGGACAGCCACACAGAGCCAUCACCCGGCAGCCUCUGGUCCAGCGCUGACCCUCGGGCCCGCCCCGAGCAGGGACUGUGGCAAACAUGGGUGACAUGACCAACAGCGACUUUUACUCCAAAAACCAAAGAAACGAGUCGAGCCAUGGGGGCGAGUUCGGGUGCACGCUGGAAGAGCUCCGCUCCCUCAUGGAGCUGCGGAGCACCGAGGCUGUGGUCAAGAUCAAGGAGACUUACGGGGACACUGAAGCCAUCUGCCGGCGCCUCAAAACCUCUCCUGUCGAAGGUUUGCCAGGUACUGCUCCAGACCUGGAAAAGAGAAGGCAGAUUUUUGGACAAAACUUUAUACCUCCAAAGAAGCCAAAAACCUUCCUGCAGCUCGUGUGGGAAGCGCUGCAAGAUGUGACACUGAUCAUCCUGGAAAUCGCGGCCAUCAUCUCCUUGGGGCUCUCCUUCUACCACCCACCUGGCGAGGGCAACGAAGGGUGCGCCGCAGCCCAGGCCGGGGCAGAGGAUGAAGGGGAGGCAGAAGCAGGCUGGAUCGAGGGGGCUGCCAUCCUCCUCUCAGUCAUCUGUGUGGUUCUGGUCACGGCCUUCAAUGACUGGAGCAAAGAGAAGCAGUUCCGGGGCCUGCAGAGCCGCAUCGAGCAGGAGCAGAAGUUCACCGUGGUCCGGGCGGGCCAGGUGGUCCAGAUCCCCGUGGCCGAGAUUGUGGUUGGGGACAUCGCCCAAAUCAAAUAUGGUGAUCUCCUCCCUGCCGACGGCCUCUUCAUCCAGGGCAACGACCUCAAGAUCGACGAAAGCUCCCUGACCGGGGAGUCUGACCAGGUGCGCAAGUCCGUGGACAAGGACCCCAUGCUGCUGUCAGGGACCCAUGUGAUGGAGGGCUCUGGACGGAUGGUGGUGACCGCGGUGGGUGUGAACUCUCAGACUGGCAUCAUCUUUACCCUGCUGGGGGCCGGCGGUGAGGAGGAAGAGAAGAAGGACAAGAAAGGUGUGAAGAAGGGGGAUGGCCUUCAGCUACCAGCGGCCGAUGGUGCGGCAGGUUCAAACGCUGCAGAUAGUGCAAACACCAGCCUAGUCAAUGGUAAAAUGCAGGAUGGCACUGUGGACGCCAGCCAGAGCAAAGCCAAACAGCAGGAUGGGGCAGCCGCCAUGGAGAUGCAGCCCCUCAAGAGUGCUGAGGGCGGCGACGCUGACGACAAGAAGAAGGCCAACAUGCACAAGAAGGAGAAGUCGGUGCUCCAGGGCAAGCUCACCAAGCUGGCUGUGCAGAUCGGCAAGGCGGGCCUGGUGAUGUCGGCCAUCACGGUGAUCAUCCUGGUGCUCUACUUCACCGUGGACACCUUUGUGGUGAACAAGAAGCCAUGGCUACCCGAGUGCACGCCCGUCUACGUGCAGUACUUUGUCAAGUUCUUCAUCAUUGGUGUGACGGUGCUGGUGGUGGCCGUGCCCGAGGGGCUCCCUCUGGCCGUCACCAUCUCGCUGGCCUACUCUGUGAAGAAAAUGAUGAAGGACAAUAACCUGGUACGCCACCUGGACGCCUGUGAGACCAUGGGCAAUGCCACAGCCAUCUGCUCAGACAAGACGGGCACGCUGACCACCAAUCGCAUGACAGUCGUGCAGGCCUACAUUGGUGAUGUCCACUACAAGGAGAUCCCCGACCCCAGCUCCAUCAACGCCAAGACCAUGGAGCUGCUGGUCCAUGCCAUUGCCAUCAACAGCGCCUACACCACCAAGAUUCUGCCCCCGGAGAAGGAGGGCGCACUGCCUCGGCAAGUGGGCAACAAGACUGAGUGCGGCCUGCUAGGCUUCGUGCUGGACCUGAAGCAGGACUACGAGGCCGUGCGCAUCCAGAUGCCAGAGGAGAAGCUGUACAAAGUGUACACGUUCAACUCUGUGCGCAAGUCCAUGAGCACAGUCAUCAAGCUGCCCGACGAGAGCUUCCGCAUGUACAGCAAGGGCGCAUCUGAGAUUGUGCUCAAGAAGUGCUGCAAAAUCCUCAGCGGGGCAGGUGAGCCCCGGGUCUUCCGGCCCCGUGACCGAGACGAGAUGGUGAAGAAGGUGAUUGAGCCCAUGGCCUGUGACGGGCUCCGCACUAUCUGUGUGGCCUAUCGCGACUUCCCCAGCAGCCCCGAGCCUGACUGGGAUAAUGAGAAUGACAUCCUGAACGAUCUCAUCUGCAUCUGCGUGGUGGGCAUUGAAGACCCCGUGCGGCCUGAGGUCCCAGAAGCCAUCCGGAAGUGCCAGCGGGCAGGCAUCACAGUCCGCAUGGUCACUGGCGACAAUAUCAACACAGCCCGGGCCAUUGCCAUCAAGUGUGGUAUCAUCCAUCCUGGGGAGGACUUUCUGUGCCUGGAGGGCAAGGAGUUCAACCAGAGGAUCCGCAACGAGAAGGGGGAGAUUGAGCAGGAGCGAAUCGACAAGAUCUGGCCAAAGCUGCGGGUGCUGGCUCGCUCCUCCCCCACGGACAAGCAUACCCUGGUCAAAGGCAUCAUCGACAGCACACACACCGAGCAGCGGCAGGUGGUGGCCGUGACCGGAGAUGGCACCAAUGAUGGGCCUGCACUCAAGAAGGCGGACGUGGGCUUCGCCAUGGGCAUCGCAGGCACAGAUGUGGCCAAGGAGGCCUCGGACAUCAUCCUGACGGACGACAACUUCAGCAGCAUCGUCAAGGCAGUGAUGUGGGGCCGCAACGUCUAUGACAGCAUCUCCAAGUUCCUGCAGUUCCAGCUGACAGUCAAUGUGGUGGCUGUGAUCGUGGCCUUCACGGGGGCCUGCAUCACGCAGGACUCCCCUCUGAAGGCCGUGCAGAUGCUCUGGGUGAACCUCAUCAUGGACACAUUCGCCUCACUGGCGCUGGCCACCGAGCCACCCACCGAGACCCUGCUUCUGAGGAAGCCUUACGGCCGCAACAAGCCCCUCAUCUCGCGGACCAUGAUGAAGAACAUCCUGGGCCACGCCGUCUACCAGCUCACCCUCAUCUUCACCCUGCUCUUUGUCGGUGAGAAGAUGUUCCAGAUCGACAGUGGGAGGAACGCGCCCCUGCACUCGCCGCCCUCGGAGCACUACACCAUCAUCUUCAACACCUUCGUCAUGAUGCAGCUCUUCAACGAGAUCAACGCCCGCAAGAUCCACGGCGAGCGCAACGUCUUUGAUGGCAUCUUCCGAAACCCCAUCUUCUGCACCAUCGUGCUGGGCACCUUUGCCAUCCAGAUAGUGAUCGUGCAGUUUGGGGGGAAGCCGUUUAGCUGCUCUCCGCUGCAGCUGGACCAGUGGUUGUGGUGCAUAUUCAUCGGCUUAGGGGAGCUCGUCUGGGGCCAGGUCAUCGCCACCAUUCCGACCAGCAGGCUCAAGUUCCUCAAGGAGGCAGGCAGGCUCACGCAGAAGGAGGAGAUUCCGGAGGAGGAGCUCAACGAGGACGUGGAGGAGAUAGACCACGCUGAGCGAGAGCUGCGGCGAGGCCAGAUCCUAUGGUUCCGAGGCCUGAAUCGGAUCCAGACGCAGAUUGAAGUAGUCAAUACUUUCAAGAGCGGGGCCUCCUUUCAGGGGGCCCUGCGGAGACAGUCCUCCGUCACCAGCCAGAGCCAGGACGUAGCCAAUCUCUCUAGCCCUAGUCACGUGUCGUUGUCCAAUGCUCUUUCCUCUCCGACCAGCCUUCCUCCUGCUGCAGCUGGGCGUGAAGGGCUAGAGAACCCUGGACACAGAGUUCAGCAAGAGAGAGUGAAAUUAAAAGAGAUCCGCGUCGUGAAGGCGUUUCGUAGCUCUCUCUAUGAAGGUCUAGAAAAGCCUGAGUCUCGAACCUCCAUCCAUAAUUUCAUGGCUCAUCCUGAAUUCCGGAUCGAAGAUUCACAGCCCCACAUCCCCCUCAUUGACGACACCGACCUGGAAGAAGAUGCUGCGCUCAAGCAGAACUCGAGCCCGCCGUCAUCGCUCAACAAGAACAACAGCGCCAUCGACAGCGGGAUCAACCUGACGACCGACACAAGCAAAUCAGCUACCUCUUCAAGUCCAGGGAGCCCCAUCCACAGCCUGGAGACGUCGCUUUAGCUGAGGACCCCACCGCCACCCACCUUCCCGGGCACCCACCCAUCCAGGCACCCAACUCACUCAAGCAGCAACGAGCAACAACAGGAAACCAAAUACUGGCGAGAAAACCAACGUUUCCACCCAACAGACCCUUUUUCUGGCUGCGAUGCUGUUUGAACUCUUUUUCACUUGGAGGCAAAGGGCGGGAUCUCCUCUGGGGGCUUAAGGGAAUGAGCGAUUUUCCCAGAACGAGCCCUUCCUGGCUCCCGCUCACACAUGGACCAGCCAUGCGCCCGCCCAGCCGCCAUGUCCCCUGCAUGAAUGUACUGCACACUUCCAGUCCUCCCCUUGUUUGGUUUUGGGGGGUUGGGGAGGGUUUUUUGUUUGUUUUCUUAGGCGGGAACUGCAAACAAGACUCUUUUCUGAGACUAUUUAUCCAAUCCACUGGUCUGUGAUUUUUUGAAAUGCUUGCAAAGCAUGGUCUCAGUUGUAUAGGUUAAUUUAACAACUUUUUGAAAUUGCAGAGCUUAACUCGCCUAGUAGAUUUGCACCAAUGGAACCGAAGAACUUCAUAGACACUCACAAGGUUAUAUCC